GUUAUCCACCAUUUGAUCUACUCUCUCCUUUCAAACUCUACCGUCCAUUUUUCUAGCUUUUAUAUCUUCUUCUUCUUGUACCUUGUCUUCUCAACCCGAUCCAUACCUGACCCGAUUUUUAGUACCUACUGGCGGAUCCAUUUCUUUCAAUCCGUUUCUCGUUUUGAUUUAAAAAGAGUUCCGGAUUUUCUUUUGAAGAUCCAAUUUGAGUUUUUGGAUGGGAGAAACCGGUUUAUCCAAUGUCGUUUUGGACUUGGUGAUGAUGUGCGUCGACAACCCGAAAGACCGCGAUGCCAUUUCCCUCGUCCGGCGCUGGUACGAGCUCGACGCAGUGACACGUAAGCACAUAUCGAUUUCGCUUUGUUCCACGACGAGUCCCGAUCGGUUGCUACGGCCGUUCCGGCACUUGGAAUCGUUGAAAUUGAAAGGAAAGCCUCGGGCGGCAAUGUUUAAUUUGAUACCCUUAGAUUGGGGAGGGCACGUGACGCCUUGGGUGAAGGAAAUAGUGGAUUUCAAUUGCUUGAAAUCCGUGCAUUUCAGAAGGAUGAUUGUUGAAGAUUUAGAUUUGGGUUUGGCCAAGUCUAGAGGGAGGGCUUUGCAGGCUUUGAAGCUUGAUAAAUGCUCUGGUUUCUCUACUGAUGGUCUCUUGCACGUUGGUCGCUUGUGCCGGCAAUUAAGAACCUUGUUCCUGGAAGAGAGCUCGAUUAUUGAGAAAAAUGGCCAAUGGCUUCAUGAGAUUGCAAUAAAUAUUUCAUUUCUCGAUACUUUAAACUUUUACAUGAUCAAUCUUGUCAGAGUGAGUUUUGAAGACCUUGAACUUAUUGUCCGAAAUUGUCUAUACUUGGCCUCUGUGAAGGUUAGAGAUGCUGAAAUUUUAGACCUUGUAGGUUUCUUUCGUGCUGCUUCCGUUUUAGAAGAAUUUUGUGGGAGUUCUGUCAACGAGCCUGAAAUGUAUGCUGCUGUAUCAUUCCCCCCAAGAGUGUGCUGUUUGGGUCUAAACUAUAUCAGGAACAAUGAACUGCCAGUAGUGUUUCCUUUUGCAUCAUUGCUUAAAAAGUUAGAUCUCAUCUAUGCAUUACUCAACACGGAAGACCACUGCUUGUUAAUUCAAAGAUGUCCCCAACUUAGAAGCUCUGAAAUAUAAAAAAUAUUUUAUAUUUACAAAUAUAUCUAAAA
Gossypium arboreum is the source of this 1176-nucleotide messenger RNA. Its product is annotated as coronatine-insensitive protein 1. The record is from RefSeq and is a predicted model, not a curated record. Lineage: Eukaryota; Viridiplantae; Streptophyta; Magnoliopsida; Malvales; Malvaceae.